AUGCUUGCAAGAGCAUUUUCAGUGGCUGACCCUGAAAGAGUCAGAGGACACAAACUUUUAGAAACACCAGGAGCUGAAGAGAAGAAAACACAGAAAAAGGAUAAGGCAAGAAAGGAAAGAAAGAAAUGUGGACCGUGUCUCCAUGCCCAAGGUGAUAGAAAAGGAUGGAAGAAAUGGCCGGCUGCAAAAGCCCCGUGUUUGAGCUCCUCCUUUGUAACCCUGCAGAGCGGGGUGGUUUACCAGGACAGAAACGCCACGGCCCAGCGAAUAUCCUCAGCCAGGCUCCACAAAAUCAAAGAGCUGAAGAACGAAAUAUUUGACAUUGGAAGGAAAAUCGAGGCGUCGAGCUUGGAGAACCAGGCUUUGAAAGAGCUGAACCGCCGGCACGCCAGGGCCAUCGGCAGGUACAACAACGCCGAGAGCCACCUGCAAGGGCUGCUGGCAGGACAUCGCAAGGAGACCACAGAGCUCAGCAAACUCCUCAAGAUGUCCCAGGAGGUGGAGAAAAACAUGGCCAAGGAGCUCAAAAAAGUAGAAGCGGAGCUGAGGAGAACUAAUGGUGAUCUGAAGACUUUGGUUUUGCUGUCAGAAGACAAAGCUCUGGCGGAGAGGGAGGAACUCAGUCACAGGUUGUCAGUCCUUAACAAAACAUUGGAAGCAAAGGAUGAGAGGAUACAGCAUCUGGAAAUGCAGCUGAAGCUGAACAACAGCACCUAUAGUCGUUGGCUGGCAAGUGAGAGUAAAAAACUCCUGGAAGCUACAAUGAUCACAAAAGACUUGCUAAUGGAAAUUAACAUCGUUCACCAAAAAAUUAAGGAAAAGGAUCGGCAACUUUACAUACAGAAUAUUUAUGCAAAUCGGAUGCCAAAAGCCCUGAGGGACAGAAGUGAUUGGCUUCCUAAUGACCAAAGUCUGAGAGCAGACAGAUCAGUACAAGUAGAUAAAGAGAGUUUUAGAGAACUGCUGCUGUCUCAGCACCAGGAUACAGAGAAAAAUCCAAUGCAGCUAAAAAAGGAGAAAAGAGGAGAUAAGGGUGGAGAAGGUAAAGCAAGAGAAGUGUGCUCAGAUGGCUGGGGUAGAAAAGAAAAAGAAGAAACCAAGGAAGUACCAACACCAGAAACUUCUAACAGGACACACAGAGGGGGAAAACUACUGAUGGAAAAAGGCAGUUUUUCAGAAUUUAUUAAAGAAAUGGAAGAAGAGACAGAGUUUCUUAAACAGAAGUUGAAAAGUCUGAUGAAAUCUGAACAAAAUCCUCAAAGAGACGGAGUAAAGGAGAACAAUCAAGAGGGAGAGGCAGUGGAAGAAGUUGAAAAAGAAGAGAAGAAACCGUCUGAGCAGCAAAAGAAGAAAGCCAGGAGUGAAGAAGCAAUUCCAAGCAAAGACUUUGCUAAGCUGAAAAAUAUCUACCUCUCCUCAGAGGGUGUUGAGAGUUUGCAUCAGGGGCUCCACACCUCAGGUGCCAAAUGCAAAGCAGGCAGCCAGAGCCAGGCAGGCAGGGUGGCAGAUGUGGAGUGGAAGAAACAGCUGAGGAAGGAGGUUUUUGGGGAAGGCUGUUUGACAGGAGACAGCCCCUCGAGUUCCAGCAGCAGCAAGUGA
Molecule: messenger RNA, 1599 nt
Organism: Poecile atricapillus (Black-capped chickadee)
Lineage: Eukaryota; Metazoa; Chordata; Aves; Passeriformes; Paridae
Gene: LCA5L
Product: lebercilin LCA5 like
Exons: 8
Coding region: 1-1599 (532 amino acids)
Biological process (GO): intraciliary transport
Cellular component (GO): axoneme
Source: RefSeq, a predicted model, not a curated record